Liolophura sinensis is the source of this 3421-nucleotide messenger RNA. RefSeq names its product heat shock 70 kDa protein 4-like. Gene Ontology annotation, molecular function: ATP-dependent protein folding chaperone; ATP binding. The transcript has 18 exons. Gene Ontology annotation, cellular component: cytosol; nucleus. The record is from RefSeq and is a predicted model, not a curated record. The coding region runs from base 132 to 2627 and encodes 831 amino acids. Lineage: Eukaryota; Metazoa; Mollusca; Polyplacophora; Chitonida; Chitonidae. Gene Ontology annotation, biological process: protein folding.
CCCGAAAGUUCACCGGGCGAUCGUUCUGGAAAUUUGCGUCUAAACCUAUAUAGUUUGUCUGGAUCCGCUUUGUGAGACUCAGAUCUGAAGUUUACGUGUACACAGAGAUUUUAUCCACAUCGUGGACCAAAAUGUCGGUAGUUGGAAUAGAUUUAGGAGCAUACACGUGCUAUGAAGCAGUAGCUCGAGAUGGUGGAAUCGAGACCGUCGCUAAUGAGUACAGUGACCGAUGUACACCAGCCUAUGUGUCACUUACAAACAAGCAGAGAUUCAUUGGGGUGUCUGCAAAACAACAAAAUGUCACAAAUUUUAAGAACACAAUAUCAUCUUUCAAACGUUUAAUUGGGAGAAGAUAUAAUGAUGCCCAUGUUCAAAGAGAGAAGCAGUUCGUUCCAUAUGCAAUCACUGAAGGACCACAUGGCUCCACGGAUAUUUUGGUUCAGUAUAUGGGAGAACAACAGAGAUUUUCCCCAGAGCAAAUUGUGGCCAUGCUACUGACCAAGAUGAAGGAGACAGGCGAGGCUGCCCUAAAGACCAAAGUGGUCGAUGUUGUCGUUUCUGUGCCAUCAUUCUACACUGAUAGAGAGAGAAGGGCCAUGUUGGAUGCCUGCCAGAUAUCAGGGCUGAACUGCUUGAGAUUAAUGAAUGACACCACUGCUGUUGCACUGGCUUAUGGAAUAUAUAAGAAGGACUUACCAGAACCAAAUGACAAACCUCGUCAUGUUGUGUUUGUGGACAUGGGUUACACGUCCCUGCAGAUAUGUGCUGUGGCAUUUAACAAGGGAAAACUCAAGAUGUUGGGGGUUUCAUCAGAUCCAUACCUGGGGGGCAGGGACUUUGACAGAUUUUUAGUGGAGCACUUUGCAGAGGAUUUCAAGAAGCGCUAUAAUAUAGAUGCACUAUCCAAACCAAAGGCGUUGUUGAGAUUAGCCACAGAGUGCGAGAAACUGAAAAAACUUAUGAGUGCUAAUACUCAGAGCAUUCCGUUAAAUAUUGAAUGUUUCAUGGAUGAUAAGGAUGUGAGCGGCAGAAUGGACAGGGAGACAUUUGAAGGAAUGACGAGUGGUUUAAUCAAACAAGCUGAGGUAGCCAUGAAAAGGAUUCUUGAAUACACGAAAUUGCGUCCUGAUGACAUCUACUCUGUGGAAAUUGUGGGAGGGGCUAGUCGUAUGCCGUGCAUCAAGUCCAUGGUACAGUCCAUAUUUGGGAAGGAGCCGAGCACAACCCUUAAUGCUGAUGAGGCAGUCAGUCGUGGCUGUGCCUUACAGUGUGCAAUUUUGUCCCCGACUUUCCGUGUGCGAGAUUUCUCCAUCACUGAUUGUCAGCCCUAUAGUUUGUCAUUAAGAUGGCAAGGAGGCAUUGAGGAAGACUGUGACUUGGAGUUAUUCCCGAUGUUCUCUCCAAUCCCAGCCUCUAAAAUGUUGACAUUCUUCAAAAAAGAGCCAUUCCAGUUGGAGGCCAGGUACACAUAUCCAAACAUGGUGCCCUUCCCAGAGGCUUUAGUAGGUGUGUUCAAAAUAGAUAAGGUAACACCUCAAGCUAAUGGAGAAAGCUCCAAGGUGAAGGUAAAGGUACGAACCAACAUCCACGGGAUAUUUAACGUGUCGUCUGCAUCCAUGGUGGAGAAGGGCGAUGAUCAUCAGGAGGAAGGAGCAGAAGAAAACAUGGAGACAGACGACGGGCCAAAACCCGAGAACAGCGACAACAGCCUGGCUUCAGAGGAGGAUUCUGCAGUCGAGUCAAAAUCUGGAGAGUCUAAUGAGACCCCAAUGCAGACAGAGCCAGAUGCAUCCAACCCAGAGCAGACAAACCAGGAGAACAGUACGGGUGAAGUUAAGAAGGAAGCCGUGGCAGCAAAGAAGAAGAAGAAAACGAUAAAGAUGAUUGAUCUGCCUGUGGAAUCCAUUGUUCCUCAGCUGAACCGGUCCGAGAUCAACCUACUUUUGGAAAAAGAGAACCAGAUGAUCAUGCAGGACAAACUGGAGAAAGAGCGAGCAGAUGCCAAAAACGCAGUGGAAGAAUAUGUGUACGAAAUCAGAGACAAACUCUACGGGGAUUACGAGCAAUACACUAAGGAUUCGGAGAGAGAACCCCUGAGUCAGCUGCUUAACCAGACUGAGGACUGGUUAUAUGAUGAGGGGGAGGACCAGUCUAGACAAGUCUACAUUGACAAGCUGGCUUCCCUCAAGAAAUUGGGCCAGCCAAUCAGUGACAGGUAUAAGGAAGCUUUAGAGCGGCCGGCAGCUUUCGAGGCGCUGGGAACAGCACUUCAGCAAGUGCGAAAGUGUUCUGCACAGAUAGAACAGAAGGAUGAAAAAUACAGCCACCUAGAGCCAGCAGAUGUGGAGAAGUUAAACAAGUGCUUAAAACAGAAAACAGAUUGGUAUGAGAAGCAUAUGAACUUACAAGGAAAGACGCCACUCCAUGAACCUCCAGUUGUUACUGCUUCCCAAAUUCACACAGAAAAACAGCUGCUGGACUCUGUGUGUAACCCAAUAUUGAACAAGCCCAAGCCUAAACCACAGCCCCCACCGGAGGAGAAGAAGCCUGAUCCGAAAGCGAACGAGGUCAAGGCAGAGGACCAACCCCAAAGCCCAGAUGACAAAGCAGCUAUGGACUUGGACUGACAUCUGCAGGACUUAAGCUAUUGAAUUAGGUGUCUGGGAACAGGACAGUUACAGGUUAUAGACAGUUGCACACUGCAGCCGUAGGGCAGGCGGGUGGGUGAGAAGCACACUAGGGGAUGGGGUGUGGAGAACUCGACUAGGUGACAGGUGACAUCUCCGGUGAACUCUGAACAAUACAGAGAUGCGUGACAGGAUAUAUCGAUGGAUGGAUGGAUGGAUGUUCAAUUACUCCCCUUGAUGUAUAAUUCCUCUAUUUAUUGUCUAUAAGUGCUAAUCUUCAUCAGUUUGUAAAAGUUAAUUAAACCCCAAAGCAAAAGUAAAAAACAUCACGUGACUAUAGGCUGCCAUCGUGGCCGUGGACUAUGAUAAACUCCCAAUGUACUGCUACCGAGUAUUGAAUGGUAUGGAUCACUUGUACAAACUCUUGUCGUUUUCUAGGUGUUUUCAGCCAAGGUUCUUCUGAUUGCUCACUGUCGUCAUUGUUUUGACAUCUGUAUACUUGUAUAGUAUUGUUUUGAUGUUCAUUAGUUGUUCAUGUUUGUACUGGUUCUCCUCCAGCAUUGGACGCAGCCUGGAGUAGCAGCACUGUUUAGCAUUACUCACUACAACACUGCACAUUCUGCAACUUCUGAUCGAUGGCAGGGAUAAAUUAAUAUGGUGAGCAGGGGAAAGCAUAUGGGAAUUGUUCAUACCCAUUCAAAGCAGAGGCUUUUGUUCUAGUUAGUCUGCUUAAAUAUUGCAAUGUUGAUUGAUGGUAAUACCUGGACAAGUAAUAAAAUAACUUAUAAAGCUCA